AGAGUAAGGGAUAAAAACUCUUCAGGAAAACUGAAAAAAAAAGCCUUUCUGUUUGCUUGUCUGUGAUGAACAGAUUGAGUUUGAGGGUGACAAAGACACCUCUGAGGACAGCUCUGACACCUGUGAGGAAUUUCUGUCUCCAGCAUUAUCUGGACUUCCAGAUGUAGACGUUUUCAGCAAAAUUUGCACAUACUUCUUCCAUGUAAUUGACCGCACUUUGUUGGAUAUGAAUAGACUGCAGUUUGUAAGUUGGGAACCUUAACAUACUUUAAUGGACUUUUUUUUCCCUGCACCCGCAGCCUUCAGGACAACUUAYUGAAGGCAGCAAUGGAACGAUUUGGAGUGAAGUCGCCCCCUUCCCGGAACCGCUCCAAGACUGCCCUGUACGUGACGCCUCAGGAUCGUGUAACCGAGUUUGGCAGCGAGCUGCACGAAGACGGGGGGAAACUGUUCUGUACCUCCUGCAACGUGGUGCUCAAUCAUGUCCGCAAGUCGGCCAUCAACGACCACCUCAAGUCCAAAACGCACACGAAGCGCAAGGCGGAGUUUGAAGAGCAGAACGUGAGGAAGAAGCAACGGACUCUGACUGCCUCCCUUCAGUGCAACAGCACUGCUCAGACAGAAAAGAACAGCGUCAUCCAGGACUUUGUGAAAAUGUGCCUGGAAGCGAAUAUUCCGCUGGAGAAGGCCGACCACCCGUCCGUGCGGGCCUUCCUGUCCCGCUACGUCAAGAACGGCAGUUCCAUACCCAAGUCGGACCAGCUAAGGAAAGCCUACCUGCCCGACGGCUACGACAACGAGAACCAGCUCCUCAGCACCGAGGACCGUUGAGAAGAAAACUCUUUUCCAUCGUCGUUGUGAAGUUUUACCUAUUGAUGGCGUCGUUUAUUUUUAUAUCCAUGCAUAUAUACAGUGUUACAUAUUGGUUUUACAAGCUAUUUUGUAUUCUUGUAGAAAUGACAAUCCGUUUGUGAACUUAGUGACGUGCCGCCCGCUGUCGCUAGCCCUGCUGUGGACUUCAGAGCUGCCUCCAUGCAGAACUCGCAGCGACRCGGGGAGCAGCCCCGGCAUCCGCCCUGCCCGCGUCGGGUCCCGCCGUGGGAAAAAGGCACUUGGAUGGAGGACCUCGCUUGCCUCCGCUGCGCAUCUCUGUGCAUGGAAGAGGAUGGGGUAGCAACGGGUAGUUGCAUCCGUGGAUGGCUUUGUGCAGGAUCCUGCCCGUGGCUGGCCGAGAACAAGUACUGCACGCUUGAAGUGCAGGAAGCUGUAGAAUGGUUUGUUAAAGCAUAACGGAUAUUUGGGGGGAAGAUUAUUGAUAAUUCCUGACAAAGUUUGGUUUAUGUUCUAAAAGAGAACACUUUUUUCUUCUGGAAUACUGUUAUCCUAUCAGAUACCACUGUGUAUUCAUUAUGCAGCUUAACAGCCUCCCUCUUGUAAGGAGCUCUGGACUUCACUAUGCUCGUAAGCAAGGAGUUCUGCCGGUUCCCCAUGCACACUUUUUAAAUCACCAUUCCCUUUUCUCAGUUUGACUUGUUCGCUUUUGUUUCAGUGCCAAUCUUGGAAUAUUAAAUUGACAAACUACUAAGUGUGUGUGGUUUGCAAUGCAGCUGCUGGCCAAUGAAAAAUUACAUUGGACCAAGAUGGAGGUGGAGAGAAUUAAUGCCCAUUUCUUUUUUGCUGGACAAAAACCGGCAAACCUAAACCUAAACUGGACAAAAACUGGUGAACCUAAACUGGGGGUAGGGGAGGCAGGAGGUAGUGGAGUUGAGCAGGCCUGUGAUGGUGCCUGGAAAAGGGGCUUCUCAGUCUCUCCGUGGUGGUCGUUUACUUUUCUGAUCUUAUCUUCAUUCUUCUAAUCAAAGGAGGCAAAGUGAUUAAAAUAGUUUUCAAARUAGUUACUGCAAAGGCUGUUCAGUAUCUGCAGGCACGACUAGGAAAGCUUUGAGGCUACAGUGGAAGUACAGACCGGUGUUAUAUUUUCUUUUCUGUGCCAAGACCAUAUUUACUGCAAAGGAAAACUGAAAGAUUUUAAUAAUGUUGCCCUCUAUUAAUCUAAUAAAUUACCACUAAACUAUUUCCAAGCUACUAUGCCAAAUAAUCCACUCAACAUCAGUGGUCUAUGAAGUUUUUGAAUUCGAGGAGGGAGUAUUGUGCAAGGUGUGGGGACACGAGCAACUUCUGCCUGCCUCCUUCUCUGGAUUCCCCUUAGAAACUCUAGAUAAAGGAGAUGCCAAGCAUGUCCUAGUAACAGAAAUCCUUCACUCCGUGGAAUGUGCUUUAUCUCUCCCUCAAAUAGAGCUGGUGGUUCUGUUCAGCUUCCUUUCCCCUCACAAAAUUUCACAGCAUUUUACUCUUUUUGUCUUAGCAAAGUUAGUGAAUUGCUAAGAAACCUGCAGUAAACCGUUUUAUUUUGUUUCUGUGCAGAUGCCAAGAGCAGAGCAUCUCUUUCCGGAUUAAAACAGACUUACAUAGUGUAUAUGUACACUGAGGAGGUGUGCUUGUUUUACAGUGUAACCAUUUUUUGCAGCCUUCUGUUAGAAGAGAUGUUUGUGUAGUUGAAAAACCAACAACUAAACAAGCCAAGCAGAAGGCUGCCAGUCCCUGAGUGUCGGCACACAGGUGCCGGGCACCCUGCUGCACCUGCAGUGUCUUCCGCGGGUGGCAGGACUCCGUGCAGUCACAGCAGCCCUGCCGAGGAUGCUGGUGUCUGCUUUAGAUCUUAGGCCAGAAGUAACAGAAGCAUUUCCCCCCCCCCUUUAAUCCCACAUAUCAAAAUAGAGCUUCCCCCAAAUCAUUUGCUAUUGGGCAAACUUGGGUUUAGCUUAAGAUCAUGAGCUGCCUUGGGCUACUACUGUUUCAUAAAUCCUCURAAGGCAAGUGAGAGGUACACUGCCAAGAGCUUUUUUUCUGCCCCAAGAAUAACUGCGAGUCUUUUUGCUAUUGCAGUUKCAGUGGAGGGAAACAACAUCCUUGCCCUUCUGUUUGCUUCGUUCUAAAGCUUAUAAAUGCUGUCUUAGACUUGGAGCAAACAGCAAACAAUGCAGUAUUGAGGAAACAAGCUCCCAUUAAAACACGAGCAUUAGGGGGGAAUGUAUGUAUGAUGGGUGUGAAUCUGAGCUGCUUAGCUCAGUCCUUGCUAACUGGGAGAUUCACAAGCUGAAUCACAACCAUUUUAUAUACGGUUUAGCAGGUAGUUAGUUUUCUGCUAGAUUGGCAGACUGACAGACAYGUUGAAAAGCUUAAUGACAAGCUUAUCAUUAAAUAUGCUCUUGAUCAACUGAGAAUGAUCUCAGGUGUGAUGAAGAUGUUUAUUUCAGAUGAAGGUGUUUAUUUCAAAGUAAACAGUUAACAAUAUAAGCAACUUUUGCUUAAAAAAACAGUUAUCUUCAAUAGGGCAAAAACAACAUCUAGUGUUUCAAAAGCUUGCUCUCCUUGUAACGCAAAAAUCUAUAUAUAGAACCUCCAUUUACUGAGUUAGUAACAUUUAUUUUUAAUGCAGAUGAUACCACCCUCCAGAGAAACCUCAUCGGUGUAGCCAUAGACUUCUGACUUUUAGCAGUUUGGAAAUAAAAACAGAGCAUCAAGAUUUUGAAUGGAACUGCCUUAAUCUGGACUUAUUUCAAAUGUACAGCAGCUUAUGGGACAAUGAUGGCUUAACAAUAGGAUACUUAUGUUAGAAAUAAAAAAAAMCCCAGGGGUUAUAAAAAUCAAAUACUGAAUCAUUACAGGAAACGCCCACAGUGGAAUAAAGCAAUGAAAAAUGAAGCACUUGUAGAUAAUCUCAAAAUAACAAUGUACAAGUGAGUUUAUAUUUAUCACCAACACCAACUAUCAACAAGACAGUUAUACUUAUUUUCUUUUAAAACAAAAGUGGUUCCACUCAGUCUUGGAACUGAAUUCUGCAAAUGCUCAGGUUCAAACCAUAAUUUUGUCAUUGUAGCUGUAGUUGGACAAAGCAUAACCUUAGCUUCAUUAUUACUGAUCUUUGGGAAGUUUGACAAUGGAAGUUACUUUCUGUUAUAUCAAAGCCCAAGUAAUAACAAAUUCCUAGAAAAGAGACUGUGGUUUAAGUUGUUUAACAGUCUCUAUGGGGUUUUCCUUUUUCUUUAAGGGCACUGCAUUAUUUUGCCAUGUAUUUCCUGUAAAGAAUAUUCUCAAAAAGAGGACAGUACAAACUUCUGCUUAUAUAAGGGCUAGCUUUAAGGGAUACUUUUCUGCCAGCUGAUCUUAUUCAUAUAUUUGAAGUUCGAAAUGAACUUAAAAAGAAAACCAAAACAACCUACUCUGACCAUGUACUUACAUUAGUUUAGCCUAUGACGGCUAAUGUGACUUUGAAGUGCUAUUCUUAGAACGACACUUUCAAGGACUGAAGUACGAGACAAAACCAAUACUCUCCAUUUUGUGACUCCUUAGGUGUAUGUGCCGUGUUAGUUCCGGCUUGCACAUUCCUGGAAAACCAUAAACAAAGUUCUAAUACUUYAAGCAUUUCGAAGCCUUUAAAUUAGCUGGUCAUUAGAAGAGGUGAGACAUUYGACACAAUGGAAGGAAAAGCUGUUUUUCGAUAGAGAGAGAAACUUGAUUCYGCAGAGUAUGGGAUAUUCUCAUGAUAGAAGGACUGUUUUUAGUCUGCCCCCCCCCACUUUGGUGAUUCUGUUGAACUGAACAGUGAAAUACUCCCUGCUAGGUUUUACAGCAUAAUGAGCAUUUUUUCAGGAAAAGAAAAAGAAGAGCUGGAGGUCUGGCAGGGRUGAUCUCUAUUUAUAUUUACAUAUAGC
Nothoprocta perdicaria is the source of this 4775-nucleotide messenger RNA. RefSeq names its product CGG triplet repeat binding protein 1 (gene CGGBP1). NCBI's taxonomy places the organism in Eukaryota, Metazoa, Chordata, Aves, Tinamiformes, Tinamidae. The transcript has a single exon. Gene Ontology annotation, molecular function: double-stranded DNA binding. Gene Ontology annotation, cellular component: nucleus. Bases 328 to 831 code for a protein of 167 amino acids. The record is from RefSeq and is a predicted model, not a curated record. Gene Ontology annotation, biological process: regulation of transcription by RNA polymerase II.